GUAGUAUCUGUAGAUGUCAUUGUUGCUGCUUGCUGCUCUAGAAGAGUCAUUUGAAGCAGCAACAUCGUGACAUCAUGUUCUUAUGGAAAUGUCUCCCGGUGAGGCCCCUCCCUGUCCGGGUGACAUCAGCCGGAGCUCGGCUGCUUUCCUCCAGGAGUCCUCGGUGUAUCCGCGCAUACACAUCCAGCACCGCCACCGGGAGAGCUCGAUGGAAAGGGCGCCUGCUCGGCUUUUCUAACCGCUUUUCUUCAUGGGACAAAACAAUAUUACUACUUCCCCGCCAGGGAUAGCUCAGUAGGUAACAUGGUGGCCCCAUGAUGGGAAGGUCGGGGGUUCGAAUCCACUGAACGGCUACCCUGAGGUACCCCUGAGCAAGUGAUCAUGGGAGGCUGUUGACAUCUGAUCUCCCCCGUUAGCUCAGAGGACGCUAGAGUAGCUUGAACACACCGCCGGGUGCGCAGUCACUGGUCCAAACAUGGCUGCCCAUCGAAUCAGAGCCACGACGAACAACAACGCUUCCCUGCCUCGCUGCAAAUCAGAGGGAACGCUCAUCGAUCUCACCGAAGGAGUGUCAGAAGCCAGUCUCACCGAUGUCAAAGUGCCUUCUCCCAGUGCCUUACGACUGGACACAACUGCCUCCUUUGGCACUGCCAGGGAGGUCGUUGCCAUUAAGGACUACUGCCCGUCUAGCUUCACCACCCUGAAGUUCUCUAAAGGAGAUCGCCUCUAUGUUCUGGACUCGUCAGGAGGAGAGUGGUGGUAUGCCCACAAUAACAAAGAGAUGGGUUACAUUCCUGCAGCAUAUGUGGAGCCCAUCAACUACAGAGACUCGUCCUUCAGCGACAGUGGGAUGAUUGACACUGUGGGAGACUGUAAUGAGGAGGCAGCCAAAGAAAUGGACCUUCUAGGAGAGUGGGCAGGAGUGAUUCUUAAACCAACCACCUUCCAAAAUGGAAAUCCUUUUGCAACUAACCAUACCUCUACAAAUCCCUUUCUAAACGGGGGUCCCCAGAGCUCACUUGAUCAAAACAGUAAUGAAAAAUCAGUUGACCUUCUUCUGUUUGAUACCGUCACUCCAUCGUUGCCCAAGUCCACCAGUAGCACUGCUGACAUUAAUGGUUUUGGCAGCAGUGUUAUCAGUCUGAACCCUGUAAGUCCUGUGGGGGUUGGUCAGGUUAUACGCAGAGACAACCCGUUUUUUAGAAGCAAACGUUCCUACAGUCUGUCUGAGUUAUCCAUCCUGCAGGCACAGUCCGAUGCUCCUCAGGCCUCUGCUAGUUUCUUUGGAGCCCUUAAAGCACCAGCGCCAGAGCAGUUCCAGAGCAGGGAGGAUUUCCGGACUGCAUGGCUCACGCACCGCAAGUUGGCCAGGUCCUGCCACGAUUUGGAUUCCCUUGGCCAGAACCCAGGCUGGGGCCAAACGCAGCCGGUGGAGACUAACAUCGUCUGUCGACUAGACAGCUCAGGCGGAGCUGUCCAGCUUCCGGACACCAGCAUCAGCAUCCAUGUACCAGAGGGCCAUGUCGCCCCUGGGGAUACACAGCAGAUCUCAAUUAAAGCUCUGCUAGACCCGCCGCUAGAGCUCAACAGUGACCGCUGUACCACUGUCAGCCCUGUGGUGGAGAUUAAACUCAGCAACAUGGAAACCAAAACCACUGUUACCCUGGAGAUGAAAGUGUCUGUUGUGGUAAAAAUGGAGAGCAGGCAGACUACUGAAGUCUUGUGUGUACGAAGUGAUUGUAAAGAGGGACCUUACACUCCUGUUCCUCAGGCAUACAUGUAUGGAGACACAGUCCAGGUGUGCCUGGAUAACCUUGAACCAUGUAUGUACGUGUGUGUCGUAGCUCAGGCUCAAUCCUUAUCUCCAAAUUCCACAGUUUGGGAGCAUGUGGUUAAGAAGAUCACUUUAGGAGUGUAUGGUCCCAAACACAUCCAUCCAUCCUUCAAAACAGUGGUGGCUAUGUUCGGCCAUGAUUGUGCGCCAAAGACGCUGUUGGUGAGUGAAGUUGGCAAGCAGGCCCAGUCUGCACCACCAGUUGCUCUCCAGCUCUGGGGCAAACACCAGUUUAUCCUGUCCCGACCGCAGGACCUUCGUGUUGGAGUUUAUUCCAACAUGGCCAAUUAUGAGGUAAAGGCUAGUGAGCAGGCCAGGGUAGUUCGAGGCUUCCAAGUUAAGCUAGGCAAAGUCAGCAGGCUUGUCUAUGUCAUUGCAUCACGCGCAGACGAUGUGUCGGAUUUCACCCUAAGAAUCCAGGUCAAAGAUGACCAAGAUUGUAUACUGGCCCAGUUUUGUGUCCAGACACCAACACCGCCACCCAAAUCAGGGCCAAAGACAUCAGCGCAACGGCGAUUCCUGAAGAAGAAGGAAGUUGGUAAGAUUGUCUUGUCUCCUCUCGCCAUUGCCACUAAGUAUCCUGUUUUUCAGGACAGGAGAAUAAACAACCUGAAGUUUGGAAAGUUAAUCAAAACUGUCAUACGACAAACAAAAAAUCAGUACUUGCUUGAAUAUAGGAAAGGAGAUUUUGUAGCUCUGUUAAGUGAGGAGAAGAUCAAGCUGAAAGGCCAGUUGUGGACAAAAGAAUGGUACAUUGGGUAUUAUCAGGGCAGAAUGGGACUUGUUCAUUGUAAGAAUGUGCUAGUGGUCGGCAAAGUUAAGCCAAUUUACUUCACUGGGCCUGACCUCACGACCUCAUUGUUACUUGAGCAGAUACUGAAGCCCUGCAAGUUCCUCACAUACAUUUACGCCUCUGUAAGAACUAUAUUGAUGGAGAACAUUGGCAACUGGCGAGCAUUCGCAGAUGCCCUUGGAUAUGUCAACCUACCCUUAACGCAUUUUUGCCGCGCUGAGCUGGACAGCGAACCAGAGAGGGUUGCAUCAGUGUUGGAGAGGCUGAAGGAAGAUUGCAACAAUGCCGAGAGCAAAGAGAGGAAGUCCUUCCAGAAAGAACUCCUGACGGCCCUGUUGAAGAUGGACUGUCAGGGUCUUGUAGCCCGACUGGUGAUGGACUUUGUCCUCCUCACCACCGCCGUGGAGGUAGCCGGCCGCUGGAGGGAGAUGGCCGAGAGGCUCGUCAAGAUUUCGCGCCAACAAAUGGAUGCUUACGAGGCACCACACCGUGACAAGAACGGGGUGGUGGACAGCGAGGCUAUGUGGAAGCCAGCGUACGACUUCCUGGUCACGUGGGCGGCUCAGAUUGGUGACAGCUACAGGGAUGUGAUCCAAGAGCUUCACAUGGGCCUGGACAAGAUGAAGAACCCCAUCACCAAACGCUGGAAGCACCUGACCGGCACACUCAUCCUGGUCAACUGCUUGGAUGUCCUGCGGAGCUCCGCCUUCAGCCCCUCUGCUCAGGACGACUACGCCAUCUGAACCCUAGCAUUGCCACACACCAGCACACCUUGCUCUUCAGGAGCAAAUUUUUUUUUUCUUUUUUAAAGUUGCACCGUUUGAAAUGCUGCAUAUCAGCUGUUUGCUCACUCUGAAUGCCACUACUGCUGUCGUACGUUGUUGAUUGUUCCUGCAGCGUUGCCUUCAGCUCUUCGUGCCCAGGGCAACAUCACCAGACAGGCCCCAUGUCCCCAGCAAACAACACAGUGCUGUAUGGAGCUCGCAGUAUUCACAGAGACUCUUUUAAUAGCUUCAGUCUUGCACAGUUAUGUAUUUUUGUACUCUUAUUAUGGCACAGCAGUUUUUUAAGCAACCAUUUGGUUAAGAUCUGUGGAUUGAAUGCCAAGAAAGACAUUUUUAUUAAGAAAAGACAUUUUUAGAUAUUGUAUCCUCAUAUCCUCACGUGUCAGAUCUGUUCUAUUUAUUUAUACAUUAAGAAGCAUCACCUUUGGUCUGUCUUCAAAUAUUUUGGUGUCCUCUAUUUUCGAAGAUCUGAGACUGAAGAUGACAGAAUCAUCUAUUAAUAUUGUACACUCAGUUUUACACUGAAACGUGCAGUGUUUUCAUAGAACAUGAAUCAGUGGAUUUAUUAGAUUUAAACUGAUUAUUAAUUUCAGCAAAAUUUAAAACCCUUGUGUCAGUUUUAAAUCAUCUUUUGAGUUUUGGGCUCCUAAAAAAUGUUAUUGUUUUCUGAUUAAAUUUAUUGUAACAAACUUGACCUUUUAAACAUCAAUUGAUAAAUCAGCCUCGACCUGAGACAUACUCACUUUGUUCUAGUUCACUCAACUUGUCCCCAACCUUUCCAAGACUGAGAAUGUCAGACAUGAACAUCCUCAGUCCAUGUUUGACAUAGAAUGUACUCCCGUUAGGCAAUUUUGAGCAUGUUUAACCCUCCACAGUCCAGUUUGUGUGAGGAGUGUGAAUGCAUCGUGGGAGAGAAAGGUCUCUCAAAGAGUCCUGAAUUAAAAUCUGUGCAAAACUUGUGCAGCAGACAAGAUGGUAGUAGAAGUCAAACUGUGGCGAGCUGCUUAAAACGUUAUUUUCAGACAGAAUCAUUUUUUAAAUCAAGUGGGUCUUUACAUGUAGUUUUUAUUCCCUGCAGAUGAUUGAAAUCAAAGUUAAUUUAGAUAAUCCACUCAAAUCUUAUGGAUCACCACAGCAGGUCUUUUGUCUCUAUCUCACCCAAAUAAGUGCCUGGAGGCAUUUCAAAUGAAUUGCUAAGUUAUGAGACUCUCUUUUAAAGGAACUUCAACAGGAUGCAUGUGACUUGCUUGCUAACGUUAGGUGGUCAAAUGCUUCCUGCUGCCUUUCUUUGCACAUCUGAAAAAUCUCUGUUUCAGAGUGGACCUCAGUUAAUUUCAAGUAGCAUUUUGUGAGUUUAUACAUGGCCUUACCGCAGCCCCUCAGUUCCUCCUCUGUCUGAAACAAGCUACUUUUGCUCUCUGUUCACCUCUUUAAGCCAGCUUUCCUCUGAUUGGCUGCCCCUCGUAAAGAACGCAUGAACAGCAGAUAGGUGGAGCUUCUAUCCUCAUAGCCUGAGAUGUGAGCGUAGAAACACUGCUUCAUACUGACAUUAAAAAAGCACCAAAAGUAAAAUAAAAUGUCUGAAAGAGUAUUUAGAGUAGCAUGAAGCCUGAGCUUUUGACACACAGGGAUUCCUUCUACAUAUGCUGACCUCAUUAUCUGAAACCUUGGCCGUGUUCAUUGUUAGUAAUGACCACUUUCAAAGAAAAAAAAGGGAAUAGCAUAAUUGGUUUACCUUAAAUAACUGCUAGGUUUGUGAGAGAAAACUUUGUAACUUUGCAUUGUGCUUUGGGAGAGUGCUUUUGUUCUACUACACGGUAGUAUCAUGAUGAAGUGUGUGUGUGUCUGCAAGUGGGGUUUAGAUGCUAAUUUUAUUUCAGGAUAAAGUAAAGUCGAGGAGAAGAGCACUGGCGUAAAUUAUGGGGAGAAAACUGAAGCAUGUUUAGCCCUAAAAGCACAAAGUAGAGAGAUGGAAGGGGGACAGUGGAGAUGGGCAUGAUACACUGUGUCCGGUUGAAUGGGGACCUUAAACUGAACUGGCUGAAAUAUGGGUCACAAUAAACUAAACAAUCAAGAACACUGACUGAGUGUUAGGAUUGGUCCAUCAAGGAUUUACGUCUUGAUUAACGAUUACCUUGAGCCUGUACCUCCAUAUAGUAACCAAACUCGCAUCUCUUAGUUCUGAACUCUCUCAUCUUUGUUAUGUCUUUUUUUUUCCUUUCUGUGUUUUUAUAAAGCUUGCCAAAAAUGAGUAGAGCUCUACACAAAUAACCAUGUACAAUGUUGAGACCACUGUUGUAAUGACACUGUCUAUCAAAGCUUCUCUAGCUUUCGUCCCAGUGCUGCAUACUGUAUAAUGUGCUAGUGACACAGCCAGUGUUGAGUUGAAAACCUUUUUUGUGACUGCAUACUUUUACGGAAGAGACUCUAAAUAAAAUGUAAAUAUUUGUACACGACA
Oreochromis aureus is the source of this 5870-nucleotide messenger RNA. Its product is annotated as SH3 domain-binding protein 4. The record is from RefSeq and is a predicted model, not a curated record. Gene Ontology annotation, molecular function: protein binding. The transcript is spliced from 6 exons. Gene Ontology annotation, cellular component: cytoplasm. Bases 476 to 3370 code for a protein of 964 amino acids. Lineage: Eukaryota; Metazoa; Chordata; Actinopteri; Cichliformes; Cichlidae.